This is a messenger RNA of Eimeria necatrix, 405 nucleotides long. RefSeq names its product signal recognition particle receptor subunit beta, putative. Bases 1 to 405 code for a protein of 134 amino acids. The record is from RefSeq and is a predicted model, not a curated record. Lineage: Eukaryota; Apicomplexa; Conoidasida; Eucoccidiorida; Eimeriidae. The transcript is spliced from 3 exons.
AUGGCUUUCCUUCUGGAGCAAAUCUUCAACGCCCCUGCCGCAGCUCUGCAGGAAAACCGAUGCGACAUCUCGCUGAAGACCAUCGCAGCAGCAGCAGCAGGGGAAGAAGGAGACACUUUGUCUCCGAAAAGAGACAAAACAAUUAAACUUGUGGACUUGCCGGGACAUCCCAGGCUGCGGCCUGCUGCUGUUGCUGCUGCUGCUGCUUCUUCUCUCCUCAUCUUCUUCGUCGACGCUGCAGACAAACCCUCCCUCAAAGCAGCAGCAGAGUUUUUGUUUGAACUUUUCUGCGACUCGAAAAUAUGCGAGCGAAGACCCCCUUUGCUGCUGGUGGUAAACAAAAGAGACAGUCCCGAGGCGAGGGGACAGCAGGCGGUUGUGGAGGACCUCGAGAGAGAAGUGUAG